Acaromyces ingoldii is the source of this 640-nucleotide messenger RNA. RefSeq lists its product as hypothetical. The transcript has 3 exons. The coding region runs from base 38 to 547 and encodes 169 amino acids. Gene Ontology annotation, molecular function: DNA-directed DNA polymerase activity. Gene Ontology annotation, biological process: DNA synthesis involved in DNA repair; DNA-templated DNA replication. Lineage: Eukaryota; Fungi; Basidiomycota; Exobasidiomycetes; Exobasidiales; Cryptobasidiaceae. Gene Ontology annotation, cellular component: delta DNA polymerase complex. The record is from RefSeq and is a predicted model, not a curated record.
ACUAGCCCUUUAGCCGGUGAGCGACUGGGAGCACAGCAUGGGCCCAAAAACAGCCGGAACACGACAGCGCUCGACGCUUUCCUCGUUUGGAAAGGGUGGGACAAAAGCGUCGGCAGCACAGCAAGCGGCCGCGGCAACCAAUGCCAAGGGCAAGUCGGCACUGAUCAGCAGGUCGUCGUCUGCCAGCGACCUCAAGCAGGAGAAGCCGGCUUACACCAAGGAGCAGUUGACCGAAGCGGAUGGCCGGGAAGAGCUCGAUCCAGACGAUCCGACCUACGAUGGAUUGUGGGACGAUGUCAUGAAGAAGAUGGGCAUGCCCAAGCUCAAGCCGAUCCACUCUGAUGGCAUGAAUCGCAUCGACCACAUCCUGCGCGUCUUUGAUCUGGAUCCAGCGUACGGACCGUGCCUUGGGCUCACACGACUCGAGCGAUGGCAUCGGGCGGACAAGCUUGGCGAUGAGCCGCCAGUCGAGAUCAAGCACAUCCUCGAGACAAAGCAAGGCACACUGGAUCUCAAGAAUAGUGUCCUCGCCGACAAGGGCGUGUGAAUGGAGCUCGAUCCUCGUUUCUAGCCAUUUCCUGUACUGUACAUUGAUAUAAUUGUUCCCAGUUAUGAGUUGAAUAAUCUCGAGUGUAGCGCA